This is a messenger RNA of Dentiscutata erythropus, 468 nucleotides long. The record is from the annotation of a GenBank genome assembly. Lineage: Eukaryota; Fungi; Glomeromycota; Glomeromycetes; Diversisporales; Gigasporaceae.
GCUAAUGAAUUCAACGGAGGUUCCAUUGCAAUAUUUCGCUUGGCACCUCAAGAUUAUCAUCGAUUUCAUUCUCCAAUCACAUGUAUGGUUGGAUCAUCGAAACAUAUUAAUGGCACUUACUUUACAGUGAAUCCUAUGGCUGUGAAUGAAGAACUUGACGUGUUUACUGAGAAUGCUCGAUCUGUGCUUCUUCUUCAUCCGCUCAAUUCAGGAGCAUCCAAAGUGGUGUUCGUCGCCGUUGGUGCUCUUUUGGUCGGUUCAAUCAAAUUCACAGUAAAAGAGGGUAAUCAAAUUUCUAAAGGUGAUGAACUAGGAUAUUUCGCAUAUGGUGGAAGUACCAUAAUAUGCUUAUGGAAAAAGGGUGAGAUUAAAUUUGACAAUGAUUUAGUGUCAAAUUCUAAGCAAACCCUUGAAACAUUGGUAAAAGUUGGAAUGCAAAUUGGUGUUAGAACUUCUAAUUCCCCAUAA